Zychaea mexicana is the source of this 1886-nucleotide messenger RNA. RefSeq lists its product as uncharacterized. Lineage: Eukaryota; Fungi; Mucoromycota; Mucoromycetes; Mucorales; Lichtheimiaceae. The record is from RefSeq and is a predicted model, not a curated record. The coding region runs from base 177 to 1544 and encodes 455 amino acids. Gene Ontology annotation, molecular function: oxidoreductase activity. The transcript has 3 exons. Gene Ontology annotation, biological process: carnitine biosynthetic process. Gene Ontology annotation, cellular component: mitochondrion.
CUCUACUUUGAUCACCAUUAUUACCAUCACAACAACGAAACCUUGUUCCCCACAUUUUACAUACAGAAAUAUGGCGUGAUGGACCGAAAAAUAUCCUUGCUCCGCACCCCGCACAAACAGGCAUUAACUUGCUUCGGGGUCGCCGACUGGAAGGAGCUGACUAACUCUUAUUCCCAAUGGCUACACCUAUCCUUGCACGAUCGCUGGUUCGACGCAGUGUUCUAUCAACCACUCGCAUUUCUUCGUCAAAAUACGUGUCUCCUCGUUGGAUUCCGAGAUUUUCGUCCUACUCGACAAGUGCCGAGCUGCAACAGCAUACCCAGGUUAAUGUCACGAGCAGCUCGGGCAAAGUUCUUUCGACCAAAGCUGACAAGGAUGCAAUCCAUGUGAAAUGGAACAACAAUGCCACUGCUACCAGCAGUGAUUACAGCUAUCUAUGGCUCCGCGACAACUGCCAGUGCAGCGAGUGCGUGCACCCUGACAACCGACAGAAGUUGCAUUCGUCUGCCGAUGUGCCGCUCGACAUUGCACCCACGUCGGUUAAGCUGGAGGGCGACAUGGCCGUAAUUGUUUGGAAUAAGCCUCUGCGCCACCAACAGGAAACAGGGACGGCAGCGGAACAGCACGUGAGUCAAUACCCGAUGGAAUUUCUUGAGCGCUAUGCGUCGCGUGAAUCCAGCGAGGCGUUCCGUUUCAACCAUAUCCGUCCUCAGACGUGGCACAAGGACCAGUACAAAUUGAAAUGGGUCAGCUAUGACGACUAUAUGAAUACAGAUCAGGGCUUGCACGAGGUCGUUCAGCGAUUGUACAAUUACGGCUUGGUAUUUUUGGACAAUGUGCCCGUCAAGGAUGAGAGUGUUACUACCGUUGCAGAACGUAUUGGACCUAUCCAGGAAACAUUCUAUGGUCGCGAUUUUGAUGUCAAGAAUAUUGCAAAGUCGCGUAAUAUCGCUUACACUAGCUUGUAUCUUGGAUUCCAUAUGGAUCUGAUGUAUCUGGAUUGUCCGCCCGGUGUCCAAUUGUUGCACAGUUUAAAAAACAGCGUCACUGGUGGCUCCAGUAUUUUCGUGGAUUCCUAUCGUGCUGUUGAGCUUUUGAAAGAACAACAUCCUGAAGACUAUGCGAUUCUCUGUAAAACCCCCGUUACUUUCCACUAUAUCAACGACGGCCAUCACAUGUACUACCGUCGACCCACUAUUGUCACGGGUGAGGAACAGGGCGGUGCGGCUUGGGAUAUGCACGUCAACUAUUCCCCACAAUUCCAGGGUCCCAUGGAUCACUUGUCACCUACAGAAGCAACUCAAUACUAUCGCGCAUUCCAGCGAUUUGCUGAUCUAAUCCAGGAUGAUAGUCUUCGUUAUGAGCUUACUCUUCAGCCUGGUCAAUUAGUCAUGUUUGCUAACCGUCGUGUAUUGCACGGUCGCACGGCCUUUGAUGCUACGAGCGGGGAUCGUCAUCUCAAGGGCACAUACACCAGCUUGGAUUCACUUAAGGAUAAGCUCCGUGUAUUAUGUCAUCAAUAUGGUUUCGACCCAACUGCCUAAUUUCGCUGAAUGUUUCGCUAUGUUCUCCAUCUCUUUCUCUAGACUGAUUAUAGUUGAACUAUCAUUAUGUAAUUUUAAACUAAACACCAGACAUUAAAUGAUCUUACUAACUGUAUCUUCAAUUUGAUCACUACGAACUUUGUCCACUGUUAAAUGUGCAUAGCAUGGUAGCAAGGGUGGUAUGGUAUCCCGCGAUCACGGCUAUAUGUUUUAGCGAAUCUCGUAGACGAGACUACAGUGCAGAAUUUUACUUCAUUUUCUUUUAUUAUUGGAAAAAGAAAAAAGAAGCUGAUUGCUCUCCUAGAAAAUUCAGUUCCCCGCUCCUGCUUGAAGCAAGCUCCA